Messenger RNA from Harmonia axyridis, 1644 nucleotides. RefSeq lists its product as uncharacterized. The record is from RefSeq and is a predicted model, not a curated record. Lineage: Eukaryota; Metazoa; Arthropoda; Insecta; Coleoptera; Coccinellidae. Bases 313 to 1644 code for a protein of 443 amino acids. The transcript is spliced from 7 exons.
CGUGCAUUCGGAAAUUCUGUCAUUUGGUUCUUGAUUAGACCACCUCAGUUGGCUGAAUCUUCGUUAUUCCUUGUUUAAAUUAUUUUGUAUUUUCAUUUAUAACCAUUAGAAGUCAUAUUAGAUAUGCCUAGCAAGUGUUUUUUGUGUGUUUUCACUUAUAUUGCGCGAGGUGACAUUUGUCUUCACAGACUUCCUUCGAAUCAACUCGAAAUAGAAAAAUGGUUGCAGAGAAUUUCUUGGAACCGACCGAUGUUGGGAAAAAAAAAAUAUUUUCUUUGAGCAAAUCACUUUCCUGAAGAUUGCUUUCGACUAAUGAACCUAAGAAAGAGGCUCAUCCCAGGCAGUUUGCCUUCUCCUUCUGAAAGCAAAUUGGAAAUACCUUUGACCUACUCAGAAGGGAAUGGUAUUGAAGCACAGGACUCGACAGAAUCUGAUUCUAAAACACAAUCACCACCAAAAAAACGAUUGAGAUAUGAGACUUCACCUACUUUUAUCUCUCCUUUAAAAUGUGCAUCUUCUAGCUCUAGUGACACUAAGAACCUAAGGCUAAUCCAAGGAGGUUUGCCUUCUGAAAUUGAAUUUGAAAUACCUCUGACUUACUCAGAAGGGCAUGGAAGUAUUGAAGAACAGGACUCUACGGAAUCUCUAUAUGUUUCUAAAAUACAAUCUCCAUCAAAAAAACGAUUGAUAUUUGACACUCCGACUACCAAUGAUUCAGAAGAAACACUGACUUUAACCUCUUCUUCAAAAUGUGCAUCAUUAAGCUCUAGUGCCACUUCUUUCUCUGGGGAACGAAGAUUAUCCAAAAUGAAGUCGAGACGGUUUUUCUCAAAUCCUCGCUACAUUGGAGACUAUUCACAUCGUCAUUUGGAAAACCCUAUGCUGAGAAAGAAAUACUUUAGGUUGUCUCGAAAAAUCCUGUCCAAUUUCAAGGUCAAAAAUAAAAUAUUAGCAAAUCAAGUGAAAUGCCUUAAAUCAUCCAUGACAAAUUUACAAGAACUGAUGAAAAAUAUUCGUCGCAAUUUUCCGGUGAAAGAAGAUAUGGAUAAUGCAUUAAACUUUACUAUUUCUGGACCAACAAAGCUGAUCUUGGUUGGAGAAAUUAAUAAGGGGUCCCAAACGUCAAAAAUAUUCAGAAGUGUUGAGGACUUUUGCUCUCACACUACAUUACUAUUCUCCUCGAGUAUAUUCAUAUGUUUCAACAAAUUGGCUCUGAAAGGAAUUAAAGAUAAAGUAUCUAAAGCCAAAAUUAAUGGAAAAGACUUGGUCGGUGCUCUCUUGAUGGAUGAGAUUUCUAUCAGAAAAUUAAUAGAAUGGAAUGAGGGCAAAUUUAAAGGAAUUUCUGACUUUAAAGGAUAUAUUGGGAAGGAAAAUCAUGAAAUAGAAGAAGCCAGAGAAAUUUUAGUUUUUAUGGUAGUUUUUUUGAAUGAAGUAACUGUUUCCUAUUUCUUCACCAAUGGUGUGAGUUCUCAAGAUAAAGCCUCUAUUUUGUUGAAGUUGCUUGAGCAUAUUGAUGAAACGGGACUUAGGAUUGCAACCAUAACUUUUGAUGGCUUGCAAACUAAUUUCAAAAUGGCUGAGAUUUUAGGGGCAGACUUCUCUAAUAAGGAUUCCUUGAAACCUUGGUUAUCUUUCCCAAAAUAA